Molecule: messenger RNA, 6342 nt
Organism: Lingula anatina
Lineage: Eukaryota; Metazoa; Brachiopoda; Lingulata; Lingulida; Lingulidae
Product: receptor-type tyrosine-protein phosphatase kappa
Biological process (GO): protein dephosphorylation
Molecular function (GO): protein binding; protein tyrosine phosphatase activity
Source: RefSeq, a predicted model, not a curated record
CAAAAGCUAGGGUUUUUCUAAUUUACGCCUAGUUCGCCUUCCAAGAAAAGUCCAAUUACUUCCUAGUGUAAAAACCCAUUGCAACAGCACAUGGGGUGACCAAUGGAUAGACGCAUGACGCUGACAUACCAUUGGAUUGACAGACGCGUCUUAUGUAAUCGAUCGCUUUGAAGGUGGAAAAGGAAGGAUUAUCGUUUUCCUCAGCACUGGUCCACACCUGCUUUGGGUUUUUAAUUUUCUUUAUUUUUCCUAUUUUAAAUCAAUUUUUCUUACUGAGGUUAUGCACAAUAAGCCAUGAGAAUACAUGUAUGUAUAUAAACCGGUUAUUUAUUAAACAGCACGACUGUAUGAUAUUGUUCAUCAUCAUUACGCAUAUUUGCCCAGUGACUCCAUAUAUUUACCGCACUGCGUUAAUCUCAGGGCGCUGAACCAUGGAGGGCUCACUUCACACGAGGCUACAGCACAGUCAGGUAGGAGGGAGCUAAUUUAUGAGGAGACUACUUCCGUCACCGAAUAAUCCAGGUGUGACCGCUACCGUACGACCCAACACUAUUCAAGAUAAACCAAGCAAAACACGAUUCUUAUUAUAACAGCUCCGUAUAUUUACCCUUGGCCGCUGGAUUACCUAUAACUGGACAAGGAAGGACUCGCCCUCAUGUGAUAGACUGUGUUGAUUGAAAAUGAACGGAGGACUCCGGCAUCGUCCAGGUUCCUCUGAAGUCCUGCUGAUCCUAUUCAUAAUAAUCCAAGUUCAGACCUCAUUAAGCUGCGUUGAAGGAGAGGGAUACUUUGGCUGGUUGUGUGACACCCAGAGUAAUUGUUUCUGUAAACAGGCACAGAUAUGUCAGAAAACACUGGGUACAUGUCCGCCGAACUGUGUAGAUAACCCAUGGGGAAUAGGAUGCUCUGACGAUGACGUCAAUCUGGCGCAAGGAAAGCAAGCUUCUCAGUCGAGCACUAAUUCAAAUUUCCUGGCAUCCCUCGCUGUUGAUGGAAAUAACAGUACCCAGGGGAGUGACUGCGCCUUGACCAACUUACAGAACGACCCAUCGUGGCUGGUAGACCUGGGAGGACUCCAUGUCGUAAGGAAAAUAGCCGUGCAGAAACCCACCUCUGGUGUUUGUCCUUUUAAUCUAGUAUUUGCCUGCAUUGGGAACAGUACUGUCACAUCUAACUGUAGGGAUAUAUCCCGGGCCGAUGCCUGCGCCACGGCGUACUUGGAAUUCCCAAUUGACCCGCCUAUACUUGGACGAUAUGUGAGGAUUAAAAAAGUUGGGGGCCAGAUUCUCAGCCUUUGUGAAGUGAUUGUGAAGGGAUAUGAAUACCCUUAUAACUUAGCAUACGGGAAAUUGACCCAGCAGAGUACAGGAGAAUCGGCUAGCCGGGCCGUUGAUGGCAAUUUAGACACAUAUUUUUAUCAUGCAUCAUGCACGCACACUGCCAAUGAAGCCAACCCAUGGUGGCGGACAGACCUGGGCGCGCAGUAUGCCGUGUACAGUGUAACUCUUGUUAACAGGGGUGACUGCUGUGGAAGUCGAUUGAACUAUUUUGACAUCAAGUUACGGAAUAACACAAUCAGUGGAAGUUACGACGUAUGCAUAUCUCGCAACACCCAGAUACCAGAAGGUCAAGCCGUGGAACUGCCUUGCGUUCAGCAGUUCGUGGGCCAUGUGCUGAUUAUUCAGCUAAGGGCAACAAACGUUUUAACCCUUUGCGAAGUGUUGGUCAAGGGAUACAAAUACCAGGCCUGUGCCGACGGUGCUUUCGGACCCCAGUGUCAAUACCUGUGUCAGUGUCAGCUGCCGAAUGAAGUGUGCCACACAGUGACGGGGCAGUGUAGCAGCGGGUGCGGAGCGGGCUGGAAGGGCCACGGAUGCCAAGUGCCCACUGCCUGCUUGCCGCACUGGAAAGGGAAUGGCUGUUUUCAAGAGGUACCACGUCUGGUAGGUCCUCCACGUAAAGUUUCCCGAACAGGCGACACUGUGACCAUCUCCUGGGACGCGUGGUCCGCUGCUACAGGCGCAGGAACCGGAAGUGCCACAAGAUACAUUGUGGAGUACCAAGCAGACGGUAGCAGUGGCUCAGUGUGGCAGAGGAAAGAUGCCGGAAAUCAGUUUUCAACUACGGUCUCAAAUCUUAACCAGUACACUGAUUACCGGUUCCGAGUUAUUGUUGUUGACGAGGAAGGGCGGGAAGGAAAGUCAAGUGCCAGCGCUACGUUUAAGACUUGUGGAGCCCCGCUAAUGCCACCGCAACCCAUCGCUAUUUCGGCAUUGUUAUACGGUGACAGAUCAGUUGCGGUUAUCCACUAUACAGUCCAGGGAAUUGAUUCAGGAAUAACGAGAUGUGAAUCUCUUCAAAAAAUCCGAGUGAGGUAUCAAAGGCAAGGGGAUUCUUCAACAGUAGGACCGAAUGACACCGCCAACCCCACUUAUUCUAUAUAUAAUCUGAUCCCCUACAGUAACUAUACUCUUAUCCUUAGCAUCUUUAAUAACGCGGGACUCGAGGGGCCAAGUCGCGCAGUCUACGCUACAACACCAGAAGGAGUUCCCCCCAAAAUGUCUCCUCCUACUAUAACAAGCCAGCAGAGUGACUCCGUAGAAUUAUCAUGGUCAGAACCAAAUCCGCCAGGUGGCAGAAUCACAAGGUAUGACGUCAGGUAUAGCACAGCGACCGGCGGCCAGCUGACAGUCGUUGAUUUCAAUGAAACCACAUUUAGAGGAACCAUAGGCAAUCUACAAACAAAUGUAACAUAUGCUAUACAGAUUCGAGCAGCAACAAAUCAAGGCCCGGGACAGUACAGUGACCUGGUUCAGGCUGUGACAGUUGAAGGCAGUCCAGGAGAACCAAAUAACUUAGAAAACAGCAGCAGAACAGAUUCGUCUCUGACAUUGCGAUGGAAUGAACCGAUCAAAAAGAAUGGAAGGAUAAUGGGCUACAAGAUAAUAUGCUCUGUAUACAACUCACCAUCCGAUACAAAUAAGACGUACAUUUCAAACAGCCCCGAACUGAGACAGCAGGUCGUAGAAAACUUGAGACCGUCCACAAGAUAUGUUUGUGGGGUGGCUGCAAGGACAUCUGUUGGAUACGGAACCUACACGACGAGAGUUCUAUGGACGGCACCAUCUCCUCCAGUCAUCGAUGAUGAAUCACUUCGAAACUCAAGGACUCCAAGGAAAAGAACGAGAUCGACCGUGACUGUCCUUUUACCAAUUGUCAGCGUGGGAGAUAAGUACAGAAUAGUUGUUGAACUGAUGUCACGCCGCCGUAAAAGAGACGUCAACAGCGACACACGAAACCUGACGUCGUACAGAGAGGCCAUGGAUUUAAACUUGAAUUAUUACAUCACAGCUGAGGUAGAUAGCACUCGACUGGGGGCAGAAUUUACCGUCGGCGAUAAUCAAACAUAUGGAGGAUAUCAGAAUACGCCUUUGGUUGAAGGACAAACUUAUGAUAUAUACUUUGGCGUCCUAUCGAGUAUAGAUGGGGUAACAGCACAGACUUACAGCCGACUUCUGUCUGGAUUCGUUCCCAGGAACGAUGACACAGCGCCAUCUAGUGACGCAGGAGUCAUAGGCGGAGUGAUAGCUGCCGUGGUCUUGGUCGCUGUUAUCGUCAUCGUCGUAGCUGUCAUACUAAUGAAAAGAAGGCGAAGACAAAUGUCGAAACCAUCAUCGAGGGAAGAGAUUCCUUUCAAGAACGCAGCAUUUAAAGACGAUAAUUUAAAUGGUAGCACUGAACAUAUUACAGAUCCAGAAAGCCCAAAGAAAAAGCACGAGCCGGUUACCAACGAAGUCUUGUAUACCGAUGCCGAGCCGCUUUACGGCAACGUGGAACAAGGUACCGAUAUUCCCGUCGCCCAGAUAAUGCACAUAAUGCUGUGGAAGACCAGAGAAUUGAUGAAAGAAGAAUAUGAGAAAUUGUCCAAAGAUUUACAGGCUGCUUGCACCGCAGGGAGGAAGCCUGAAAACAAUAUCAAAAACAGAUUUAAAAACAUAUUACCAUAUGAUCACUCUCGUAUUGUUCUGGACAAACUACCUGAUGACCCACAGUCAGACUAUAUCAAUGCAAACUACAUAGAUGGAUAUAAGCGAUCGAAUGCUUUCAUUGCCGCUCAAGGUCCAAAGCCCAACACAGUAAACGACUUCUGGCGUAUGGUGUGGCAGGUGGACUCUCCUCUCAUCGUCAUGGUUACAAGAAUAGUGGAGAAUGCAAAAGCAAAAAGCGCUGAGUAUUGGCCAAACAAAGGCAGCGUACAGCAUGGUGAAAUAACAAUUAUAUCGAUGCAUGUUGAAGAGCACGAGGAUUUUAGCAUCAGAACAUUCCAAAUAACAAAGACAGGAGAGUCUUCUGAAAAGUCCCUAAAGCAGUUUCACUUCACGGGUUGGCCGGAUCACGGCGUCCCUGUCGAUCCAACAUCUUUAAUAACUUUUAGAAAGAAAAUCAAGGAAUAUGAGACGACGGUUCAAAGGAGGGGACCUGUCGUUGUUCACUGUAGUGCUGGUGUGGGACGGACAGGCACGUUUAUUGCCUUAGAUUACCUCAUGGACCAAGCCCAAGCAGAGGGCAAAAUCAACAUCUUCCAGCUUGUGCAGCUCAUGCGAGGAGCACGACCUAAAAUGAUUCAAACAGUGGAACAGUACUAUUUUCUUCAUUACACCAUGCUAGAGGAGUUACUGUGCGGGGAGACUACUAUUCCUGUCCAGGAAUUCGCUGAACGUUAUGCAGAGCUGAAGAAAAAAGGGUCGUCUGAAAGUAGCACAAAACUUGAGGAACAGUUUGAGGUUCUUCAAAUUAUGACUCCUGAAAUCGACCAAGAAGAGACCAAAACUGCACUUAACGAAGAGAAUCUCAGUAAGAACAGAGUUAGGAAUAUAGUACCAGCUAACCACUGUCGACCAUACCUUGAGAUAAACAGUACGCAAACCUCCGAUUACAUCAAUGCAGUGUUUGUAGACGGUCACCGGCGUUUUGACGCGUAUAUCGUGACGCAGAUGCCGCUUCCAAGCACCGUGGUUGAUUUCUGGAGGAUGAUACACGACCAGAGGUCUGCUACCAUUGUCAUGCUCAACGAGAUUAUUCAAGAUGAUGAGCAGACUGUCGCAGUGUAUUGGCCAGAGACGGGAACUGCUACAUACGGGCACUUCACCGUGGAGUUCGUAAAAUCCCGUGCUCCCUCAGAGCAUCUUUCAGUGAGGGAAUACAAACUCAAUAACUCUGAACGGCCCAAAGAUGCUCCCCAAAGGAUCUGUCAGUUUCAGUAUCAUGGCUGGAAGACUUCAGAUGCAGUGCCACAAUCUAAGUCGGCAUUCCUUGGCUUAAUAGAUGAAAUAGAACAUUGGCAACAGCAAAGUGGCAAUACAAGGAUUACAGUACAUUGCAUGAAUGGUGCUCAUCAAAGCGGGUUGUUCUGUGCUGUGUCGCGAAUCGUGGAGAAAACGAAAGUAGAACAAGAGGUAGACGUGUUCCAUACAAUAAAGGCAACUAGGAUCAACAGACCACAAUUUGUGGAUAGCUUGGACCAAUGUAAGUUCUGCUACGAGUGCGUGGAUGAUUAUAUCCACAUGUUCGACACCUAUGCCAAUUUUCAGGCAUGAGUCCCAUUGCUGUCUUCAACCCAAAUGGAAUUCUGCAAUAUUGCAAUUGCAAUUUAAAGUGCAAUUCGUACUGGGACACCAAGCAUUAAUAUUUCAGUUGAGGAGCUUUUCGAGAAUGCUCCCAAAAUGGAAUAUCUAACGCACAUUUUGAUAAGUUUUGCUUUGACAUUUGUUUCUUGUUUAUUAUUAUUAUUAUUAAUAUACCUUUGCAACUGGUUGCAUUACCUAAUAACCAUUGUGUAAUAUUAUUAUUUGAUAUUGAAACUUAUUUUAUCCAAGACCUUAAAUUGUAUAUUUUGCUAUCAUACGAAUAUAUUUUUGCUAUUGAUUGUAAUGGUAAUUAACCUGAAAUGGGUCGUAUCGUAUUACAGUCCAAAUGCUUUAAACUGCUUUAACACAGCAAAUACCAAAAUAAAACGGACGGUUGUGAAUACUCCAAAUUAAACUGCGAACUAUUUUAAUGAAAUCUUAAGCCUUAUGCAUUGUUGUCAAAGAGUGUUACACGCGUAUUGCGUCCAUAUGCAUGAAGCAGUUUACUCUCUUAAAAACUGAGUUUUACUUAUUUUCGGCGUCCACCUUUAACGCUUAAGAUUUUGCAAAUUCUUAUCUUAGAAGCUCGAUAGUUGUGUCACCAGCUUGUGGUAAAAUCCGUUCUGACCAUGCGAAACACACAUGAAAGACAUCAUUCUGUAGCCAAAUAAAUGUUAUUUGUAUUUCUUAUGUCCAAUAAAUUAAUCGUUUUGAA